UCCGGAAGUCCUCGCUGAGUGCAAAGAGUUGAACCUGGCUGCAUAUGUUCAAAAGAAACUGGUUUAUUUUUGUGGAAAACCUCCGCGUGAAUUAAAAUUGUGGUCUUUGGUGUGAAGACAUUAAUGUACCGCUUAUACUUCGAGCCAAGUGACCUGUUUUAGGUUCAAACUCUUCUGAGUGUCUUGCAUGGAGAACAUUGUGGUUUACAUUCCCAAGGAAGCAUGUGUCAAAAACAUGCCUCUGCAGUCUCUGUCCAGCUCCACAGCCAGGAAGAUCAGUGUCCAUGGAUCAGAGAAACAGAUGCCCCAGACAGUAACGUGGAUCUGUCCGGUUGAGCUGCGGGAAAAAGAAGUGGCUGUGGGCAAGGACAGCAGAGAACCGGUCCCACUGAGCCAGAGGCCACUGCUCUCCAAAAUAACUCCAGGCCAGUUUUCACUGCCUGUUGUGAGUUCCAGCAUCACUGCCUUUAAGGUCUUAAGAAAUAUUUUAAAAGCACAUAAGCCUAAAAUACAAUUUUCAGGGCUGGAAAAUGAUGCUGCCUCUCUGCCCAGCAUCAGGGGAUCUGUUCAGCAAAAUGCUAUUAUUGUGUAUAAUGGCCAGAUCUUCCUCUCAGUGAGGAAGUCACAUUGCAGGCGAGUGAGAUUACAAAACUCUCCCUCAGCACCUUCAGGUGUGUGUCCUGUUUCUCCUAGUAAACAGAACCAAAUAAAUACACCUAGCUGUCAGGCACAACCGCUUCUGGACACUUCACCCAGACCACAACAGAGCAAGAGACAGGAUGUUCAGACUCCAGUCAAAGAUCUUGACAUUAACAUACAGAUUUCACCACUUCUGCACAAAGUCUCUGAAGAAAUGCCUGAGCAAUGCUGUACAGACAAAGAGUGUCAAAAGGAAGAUGAGUCCAGGUCACUGAGUAGCCCACCCAAACCUCCUGAGGAUCUGGAGUCUGGUCAGGAGACGUCUAGUUCCCAGCCCAAUUUCCUCCAGCAGCCUCAGAUCAUCCACACAUCUUCUGUCGUCUCAGAACAGCCUGAAGCAGCAGCAGCAGGAGGAGAAAGAGAGACGCAUGAGGAUGACAAUGAGCGUUUAGAGGGCGCAUUGCUCCCCAGGGCUGAGAGCUGUCUUGCAUUUGAUUUUGAACAGUUGGCCCAGGAGGAGAGAAUCAACCACCUACGAGCUCGGCUGAGGCAGAAGGAAGCCGCGCUCAGCGUCUUUAAAGCAAAGCCAACGGAUCAGAUUUAGAGGAGCAGACUGUGCCAAAGAUGUCUGUUCAGGAGGUAUACAAGUUCCUAGUGCAUCAUUUUAUGUGAACAGCAUAAAGGAAGAGUUUACCCAAAAAUGAAAAUUUGGUCAUAAUUUACUCACCCUCAAGUUAUUCCAAAUC
Messenger RNA from Sinocyclocheilus grahami, 1385 nucleotides. RefSeq lists its product as uncharacterized. The record is from RefSeq and is a predicted model, not a curated record. NCBI's taxonomy places the organism in Eukaryota, Metazoa, Chordata, Actinopteri, Cypriniformes, Cyprinidae. The coding region runs from base 188 to 1243 and encodes 351 amino acids. The transcript has 4 exons.